Molecule: messenger RNA, 7546 nt
Organism: Octopus sinensis (East Asian common octopus)
Lineage: Eukaryota; Metazoa; Mollusca; Cephalopoda; Octopoda; Octopodidae
Product: proline-rich protein 5
Exons: 11
Coding region: 672-1757 (361 amino acids)
Biological process (GO): TORC2 signaling
Cellular component (GO): TORC2 complex
Source: RefSeq, a predicted model, not a curated record
CAUACAUACAUACAUACAUACAUACAUACAUACAUCGUCUAGUCAUAGAACGAAGGGCAGCGACUGCUCUUUAUAAUUUUUCAGGAUCUCCGAGAUUUAUCGGAGAAAAGGAGGAAGAUAUUUUCACGCACUGGAACAUGGUCUGAAAACUUGCAACGGCGUGAACUCCGCUAAAGGUAGCCGAGUACAGGGCGGGCUUGUUAAACCGGGUGACGGAUGAAGCCAAACAACUGAGAACAAGAACAGCAAUGAACCGGAACAAAUACCACACGGUAUGUCGUCUGGCGGCGAUCUAACAAUUCAGUCCUUAAGGGCUGAAAGGCAAAGUUGCUCCCGGCUGGAUGUAAAUCCAGAGUGGUGAAAUACCGCAGGGCACGUUUAGUCAUUUUACAUAUACAUACAUACAUACAUACAUACAUACAUACAUACAUACAUACAUACAUACAUCCAUCCAUACAUACAUACAGACAGACAUAAGUACAUACAUACGUUUAUACAUACUAGCGUAAAGAUACGCAUACUCUCGCACAUACGUAGGUAGUCUGCUCACCAGUAAACCCAGGAGCUACAUACAUACAGUAACGCUCUCAGGGAAUUUAAGUUUUAAGUCGGCUGACUUUCUUUUGGACUUCUAAGCAAACAAACGUCAGGGAUACGGAGAAAAUACUGUCAUGUCACAAUUCGUAACAGAAAAAGCGAAUUUCGUAGGUAAAAGACAUAGUUUGGCCACUUUGACUGAAAUCUGGAGUAAACAUCAGAAUGUUUCAUCAAGUCCCCGUAGUAGUGGACAACACUACGCAAACCGGGUCUCCUCCACCUUCACCAAUCUCAUCGGUUCUAGUAGCAGCAUCCACUCCGACACACCGCAGCAACAAGGAUCACUGCAGACGAUCCAAGAUGCUGUACUUCAUAUCUUUCAGAGACGCCCAUUACCAUAUUCCUAUUAUACCUUACAAUCAAACUUGAGACGUUUAAUCCGGACUGAUACUGGACCAAUUAUUUAUGAUUACUUUAAAGAUCAACUCCUCAAGAAAGGAAUGGUGAUAUUAAGGGAGUCAAUGAAAAAUUUAAAAGGUGUUGCAUUACUGGAGAAAUUAUCUGAGACAUGGAAUUAUUUCUACAAAGAAAUAAUAUUUACAUUGCAGGCAAUACUUUAUCCAUUCCAGGAUAAUUCUACAGAGGAAAUGCCAAUGACAAUACGUCAAGUAAUUUUAGCUGACUUUCGAGAUACAGUCUUGCUGAAGAUUAAUCAGGAUGUGGAAGAGGCACUUGAAGCUUCAAAUGUUCCAUUUGAACCAAUCAAACAAAUGGUCUUGGUUUUACAGGGCUUGUAUGAUGGGAGCAGUUUGGAAACGCAACUGAAAUUAGAAAGGCUUGUGGUCCGUGCAGUUCGUCCUUACUUGGGUGUAAGGGGACUUUAUGUGAGAGAUACAGAACCAGUUGUUGAGGCCUCUACAAACAUUACCCUUCCACCCAAAGAUACAGACGCAUCGAAAAUUCUACUAAAUGCCCUAGUCCAUGGCAGGAACUCCAAUUUUCUGUCAUUCCGACAAACGACCAGUCAGCAUGGUAGCCGACAUGAAGUAUCUCCAGACCCGACAUUGGAGCAAGCUCAUAGUGGUUCAAACACCACUAGCACCAGUGGACGAAAACGAUUGUGGCCGGCGCCACAGCCUUGUUACGUAGGAUCAAAACUACAAGUACCUUGUAAUGACAGACGACAGGUUGUAUCUAUGACUCCAAAUUUGAUGCCAUGACCUAGUAAAAUGAAAGCCUCCGCUUGCUUAAAACUCUGUCCUUCCAGUCAACAAAGCAGAGCCUCUUCCAAAAUAUAUUUUCACUGUCUCAAAUGGUUGAAGAAAAAGAGAGUGUAGAUGAGAAUAUAAUAUUUUCAAAGCAAGCCAAUGAAAAUGGUUUCUGAGGUCCCCCCCUCUCUCUCUCUCUCUUUCUCUCUACUUUUUCUUUUUCUUUUUUAUUUUUUCUGAUGCAAAUAACUCUUUAAAAAAAAAGAGGAAAAGAAAACUGUAGGGAUCACAAAGCUUUCUAUUUCCAAUAGAAGGGAAACAUUAAAAAAGAGGAUUCAUACUUAACAAUGCAAUGAUAUAAACUUGCUGAAAUAUGCAAUGAGACUUCAAAAUAUCACCAGAUUUUGAAACAUACGCUGCCAUUAUUUUUAAGAUUCUAUUUAAUUGAUUCAUAUGCAAUUUUUUUGUAAAUAUUCUUUCCCUUCUCCCCCAUUUCCAAUGUUCUGUAUUUAAACUGUGUUGUGCAUAUUCACUUGUACUUAAAUGAUUACAUCAAUGAAGGAGUGAUUGUUAUAUAUUUUUUCCCAUUACAGAAAUUUUCCCAGUCCCUCAACUAUUCAAAAAUAACAUUGUGAAAAGAGAAAAGAUGAAAAGACCUCCUCCUUUCUUACAAACACACUCGAACACUUCAGGCUAAAUAAUAACUUGUACAAAAUGCCAUUAUUAAAUAAUGUUUGCAGUGGUACCUCUAAGUACCUUGGAUUUAAAUUAUGGACUGAGUUAAAUGCCUUUAAUAAUAAUAAUAAUAAUGGUGCCAGCCUGCUAUUUUGAAGCAUGAAACGCCUGGUUAGCAUCAUUGUUCUGAUUUGUCACUUUUUCGUCCAAAAAAGAAAAAAAGACAUUUUUUUUUCUUCUGUUGAAUAGUUUACAGCUGUUAUGUGAUGGUACACACCUUUAUAAGGCAAAAGCAAAAAGAAAAGCAAUUCAUUCCCAUUCACUCUCACCCUUUUUUUUUUUUUUUACUGAGUCCUGAUUAUAGUUGUUGGCAUUUUUAGUUUCAAAUCGUACAGCUGAAUUGCAAGGAAGAUGCAGAGAAGUCACUACUCAACACAAGUUUAUAGUGUUCAACAGAUGAGGGAUAAAUCUCCCUCUUAUUAAUCUCCUGGUCUUAUUAAUGGAGAAUUUAUAUUCUAUAAUGCUACAACUCUUUACAUCAGUGAUUUAAACCCCAUAUAGUACCUUACAACUAUUUAGGUUGGACUAUGGAAAGUUAAUUGCUUUGGUCAUGGAUAUAAAUGUGCAAUUGAAUCUCUUUUAUAGUUGUUUGGUACCAUAACAAAUAAGUGAAGAAGAUAUCCAAAAUAAAAUGUUAAUUUGCUGCAGGUAACUUUUCUUGAAAGAUUUGAGUACCUGAUACACAACAGGUGCAAUUAGGUCAAAGCAAAUAGAAUUGUCUUUCUUAGAAACAUCUGAACACCUGAAGUUAAAUUUGAAUUCAUCAUCUAUGUCCUAGUGGUUUGAUACCAUAUCUACACAGCCAUUUCUGAAAUUUUGAUGAGAAGGGAACCAAUUUUUGUCAUCCUAAGGCAGCUAUGCACUUGGAAAGAAAAAAAAGUUCCUUCAAAAACUUUUUCAUAAAAAAAGUUGUCAAUUAAUGACUUCCUUACAUUAAUGUGAAAGAAUGUCUUUAAAAACAAUUUCACCUUUUUUUUUUUAUAUCUGACCUUAAUGAAAACCGUUGUGAUUUUUAGUUUUAUAUCCGAAACUCUUGCCCAUGUUCCUAAAUCUGUUACGAACUACUCCCUCCCAUUUUUAAAUUUAAGAAUCUUGUCUUUUAACAUAAUUAUGAAAUGGCAGAAGUGGUACAGAGCUACAAUUAACUUAUCCCACUAUGUUUCUGAGUUCAAAUCUCACUAGGGAUAAUUUUUAUCUUUCAACCUUCUUGGGAUGAUAAAGUAAGUACCUAGCAUGUACUGAGGUUGAUUCAAUCAACUGUAUCCCAUCUCUUCAAAUUUGUGGCCUUGUGCUAUUGUAAAAAAAAAAAAUCACUAUUGAACAGAAUAUCUUGCAUAAUAAAGGUAAGCUCAGAUUUGAUUUCAGGUUGUACUCACUUCUAUUAAUAUCCUUCAGAAAAGGUAUCAAUAUUAUGCAAUUUUAUUUCUAUAAAUCUGAGGCCUUGUCUGUCUAUGUAAGAAAUCUUUACAGAUUAAAAGCACCAAGGUGCAGCAGUAAGCUGAGACACUGCAAGUUUCUAUCAGUUAUAUAGACAUCCUAAUGCACAUGGGAAAAGCAUAAACACAACUCCUAUGUAUAAUUCAAAAAAUACUAUAGGUUAUAAAUAAAUGUUUAUUCUGCAUAACUUAAAAUAUCAGCCAAAUCAACCCUCAAACAAAUCCCUUAUAGCUUAAAUGAUAAAGCCUCGUGCUUUUGUGGUUUUUGAGUUUCACCAUACUCACCAUAUUGAAUUUCAGAGCAAAGACAAUGCUUGUUCAUUAGCUUUUAAUAAUGGGUUUGAAUCCUAUUCAGAUCCACUAAGCUAGACCUAAUAAGGAUAAAUAUUUAUCUUGCAUAUUGGUACAAUAUUGUUUUUUUUUGCUUUUCACCAGAAAAUCAAAUAGGUUUCCCCAGUCUUUAAGACAUCUAGAAAUGUGAAUAAUGUGAAAAAUAGAGUAUUCAGAAAAAUAUGUCUACAAUGGAUUUUCCUCUCUUGGUCCAUGAGCUGGCUGUCCAAUAUCUUUUAUGUCUGCUGUCAUUUCAUAGUAUUUUCUACCUUCACUACCAAUUUUCUUUGUCAUAUAACUCCAUCUUAUUGUCAUUUAAUUAUUAAAAAUAUGAUUAUCUUAUCUUUUCCUUCCCCAGUACAUCAAGAACUACAUUAAUGCAUGUUUUUAUUAGGAAAGACUUGGCUAUUUUCAUCAAGCCAAGCAACCAUAUAGAGGCUGAUUUAUUGUGUUGUUGUUGUGCUCUGGAGCUUAUGUUGGGAAAUGGCUCCUCAUUUUGCAAUGAGAUAAAACAGGGCUUGUUCAACUCCAUACUACGAUUUUUGCCUAGCACUAUAAACUAAUAAGCACUUUUCAAUCAAAACAGUAAUCCUGUUAUCUCCUGUUGUAAAUUAUGUCACUUCAUAAUAUCUAUUUGUCAGUGGGUGAACUGUAUCAUCAUGAUAUAAGUAUCUUUGCCUGCUGAUAGUGUAGCACUAGAGACAGAAUCUGAAACCCACAAUCCUACAGCUUUGUCAGCUGCCAACACUUGAAUAAAAAAAAAACAUAUAUGGUGUGUAAAUCACUAUGUCACACAUUGAAGAAAACUUUAUAGAACAAUUAAGCUAGAGCCUAUCAUUAAUUAAUAAGCUAUUCAUUGUAAAUGAUCUAUUUCUUUUAGGACAGUUGAAUUACAGAAUCAGAAGGGUGCCAGGUUUAAACUUCUGACAUUUAUUUACAUCCCUUUGUAUUCCAAGUUUAAAUCCUGUUGGGAUUGGCUUUGCUUUUUCUAAAUAUGCAAAAGUUGUCCUGGCAUAAAUUUGAUCCAUUUUCUGACUGUGACCCACUAUGAGGGUUUCUAUUGCAUUAAUAGAGAGAUAAAUGUUUAAUUAGGACCCUAGCCUAUCAUAUUUUUUCUCACAAGUCAGAUUGAAACUAAAACUGCUGGCCAAUGAAUUGGUAGUCAGAAUAUGAUUUGUUUGUUUUACAUCCGUUUCUUCAUGCCUGCAUAGGUUGCUUGAAUAUGUUAAGGUAUUGUCUUUCAGCCAGAUACUCUUCUUGAUCUUAACCUUUGUUUUUCAAGUAAGGGAUCUUUUUUUUUGACAUGGUUUUGAAAGCACAAAGUGACUGGACAAUUUGUUGACAGGUUUGACAAUACUGCCCGUCAUACUUUUGUAUAAACAACUGCAGAUGUUAACAAAGAGGACAGCACACAGACAUAUAUUUAUUUACAACAAUCUUUCAGUUUCUCUCUACCAAAUUCACUCACAAGGUUUUGGUUGUCUAUUAGAAGAAAGUUCAAGGUGCUAUGCAAUGGGACUGAAACCAAAAGCACAUGGUUGGCAUGUGAACUUCAGUAUUUUUGACCCUCUUUAUACCUGAGUUUAAAUCCUGGCAAAGUUGGCCUUGCCUCUCAUCCUUCCAGGUCAAAAUAAGUCCUAGUGAAGUACUGGGGGCUGAUUUAACCAAUAUCCUUCCCCCAAAGUAUGUGGCAUUGUCCCUAAGUUUAAAAUUAAUCUACAAAGCUGCUGCUUACAUCAUAUGCACCAUAUUGUAACAUUUACUUUCAGCUUAGAAGACUCAUUACUGAAAGCUGAGUUAUACAAUAUUGGUGACAGGAUAUGAAACUACUGGCCCUUACUAGAUUUUUAAAUGUUUAUGUAGUGUAUUUUGUAUGGGCAAUGAAAUAGACUAGUGAACCAAAUGCAUGUUGCAUCUUACUCUUGUGUACAGGAGUUUGAAUUGUGUAUAUUAAUACUUUUGUUUGAGCACUGUAAUAUGUAAGCCAUGAACACAAUCUAUCAAAUGCUUGGGAAUAUUUCAUACAUCCAACAAGCUUUAUAGCUCUACCCAUCUGGUCUUCACUGUUAGGAAGCAUGCUGCUUUAAAAUAAAUGGUUCUCAAUUUAAAAUUAGUAGGGAAUUUGUUAUGGGAGAUUUGGCUGCUGCUACAUUGGGUAGAUGUAACAACUUCCCACUGUUGGUUGCUUCUUUGCUGACUGCUCAAUGAGGUACUUUUCUUUUAUGUCUAACUGCAAUGACAAUCAGAUGUUUUUUUUAUAGUAAAUAUAACACUAUCCAAUUUCUCUCUGUAGCAGAGUAAACAGAUAAAAAAAAAGAAUAGAUAAAUGAAGUUUAAAAGCUUUAAUUAGUCAUCUUUAACAACCCAUGUAAUUCUUUUUCUUUACAUCAAACAGAUCUGCAUCAUUUAAAAAGUUCAUCAUUCUUAGACAUUCAUAAAACACACUCACUCUGCUUCUUAAAAGAUGUCAAUGGAGCCCUAAUUUCCUUUUUUUUUUUUUUUAUCUUUCUGCUGUUUUAUUUUUCUAAUUAACCUGUAGAACUUUCAGGAAUUGUCAGUAGGACAGCAUGAAAAACUCUAACAUCUGAUAUUUCAAGUAAUAUUUUAUGUUGAAGUCCCUCAUAUUUGAGAUGAGAAUGGCUUGCAUAUAACCAAAAUCUUUUUUCAUUUUAAAAGACAGGAAUUUAUUUAUUUAAUUUUUACUAAUAAAGCUCAGAUUUUUGCCUCAUGAGUUUUGGACAAUUAUUUAAAUUACAUGGAAUUGAAAAUUCUAAAUUGUGAAAUGAAUUUUUUACUCCCAAAUACAUUUUCAGAAUUUUGUCCAGAGCCCAGUUUUAUAUUUCUGUACAUUUACAAAAAGAAAUUGUAUAUAAAUUCCAGCAUAUAUUACUCAAUAUCUUUCUAGUCACACAAAUUUAAUCAAAAUUCAAGUCUGAUGCACCAUCAAUUCACAUUAAAAACUAGAUUUUUCUUUUCUUCUUUUUUUCCCCCCUCUUUUUUUUUUUUGAUUGGAAGGGUGUAAAAUUGACACAAGUAAUUUUACAAAUUGUGCAAAGCCUGAGCAAUUGUCUGUACAUGAUUUAAGACAUGCUUUCUUUUAAUUAUUAUUGAUGAUAAUAAUAAAAGAAUCCAUAAACUAUUGUAUACAGUUUACCGAUCCUUUGUUUUCCCAGUUAACAUAAAAUCUUAAACAAGACAACCUCCAAUCUGAUUGCAGCUGUAAUUGUAUGGCUUUACACUCUGAAAUCCUUGUGGACAAAAUUUCAAAUAUUUUUUUAAGAAAAUAAAUUAAAAAUCUUA